GAAGAAAAGCAAAGUCACUAAUAACCGAGUUUCAUGGCGACUCCCAAGAACACCAGGUCCAACCCUCCAACCAUAUAAAUGUCCACCAACCAACACCUAAAAUUCACUUCUCUCAUUCUCUUUUAUUUGCUCUAGUUCCUUCUGCAAAUUAUGAUCCUUGUUGUUCUAGGACAAAAGAGAGAGAAGUAGUUAACAAAGCUGAAAAUGGGUAUCUGCUUUGGAUCUCCUGCUAGUCAACCCAACACCAUCACCCCAUCAACUCCAGGGACAAGUGAAAAUCAAAGCAGGUAUAGACUUUCACAGACAAGCAGCAGCACAGGAAGAAGUCAAUUCUCUCAUUUUUCAGAAGCAACAACAUCAACACUAAGCCCAAGAUAUGAUGAUCAGGAGUCAACAGAUGGUGAAAUUUUGGAGACAUCAAACUUGAGAGUCUUCAGUUUUGCAGAUAUGAAAUCUGCUACUAAGAAUUUCAAGUCAGAUCAAAUUCUGGGUGAGGGAGGAUUUGGUCGAGUUUUCAAAGGUUGGGUGGAUGAGAAAACUCUUCAACCCUGUAAGGCUGGCACUGGAAUGAUGAUUGCUGUCAAGAAAUUAAACCCAGAAAGUGUGCAAGGCUUUCAAGAAUGGCAGUCAGAAGUGAACUUUCUAGGUAGGCUUUCUCAUCCCAACCUUGUAAAGCUAUUGGGAUACUGUUGGGAAGACAAGGAGCUACUCCUUGUUUAUGAGUUCAUGCCGAAAGGGAAUCCUAACAUUGAACCGCUAUCUUGGGACAUCAGAAUCAGAAUAGCUAUUGGAGCAGCUCGAGGCCUGGCGUUCUUGCACAGUUCAGAAAAGCAUAUUAUAUAUAGAGAUUUCAAAGCCUCAAAUAUAUUGCUUGAUGGGAAUUAUAAUGCAAAAAUCUCAGAUUUUGGUUUGGCGAAAUUGGGACCAACUGGUGGAGACUCACAUGUGUCAACUAGAAUUAUGGGGACAUAUGGUUAUGCUGCUCCAGAAUACAUUGCAACAGGUCAUUUGUAUGUGAAGAGCGAUGUGUAUGGUUUCGGUGUUGUGCUGCUUGAGAUUUUGACAGGGUUACGAGCACUUGAUACAAAACGCCCUAAGGAGCAACUUAAUCUGGUAGACUGGGCUAAACCACUUCUCCCUCAUAAAAGAAAGUUGAAAACCAUUAUGGAUGCGAGGAUGGAGGGCCAAUAUUCCUUCAAGGCAGCUUUACAGACAGCAAAUAUUACUCUAAAAUGCCUAGCACCGGAUCCUAAAAGCCGACCUUCCAUGAAAGAAGUCUUGGAAGAACUGGAACAGGUUCAGGCAAUCAGUGAAAAGCCAAAGCCAGCGUUACUAAAUACCUUUAGGCAACCUACUUCUAGUCCUCGAUCAUAUGUACUUCAAGAACCUCCUCGUCGUUCCCCGGUUCCCUCCAGGUACCAAGCCACUAGAUGAGAUGAGAAAUGUCAACCAAGCACUUGAAAAGACCAAGUAUUAAGGUUGGAUCUCACAAAUUGUAUCUUCAUACAUUGAGAUUAAUUAGAAUGUUAGGCCAGUCGAUCACCUUUUGUUCUUUUUCCCAAUUCAAUUUUUUAUUUUUUAUAGCCAUUGUUUUUAUUCAUAACAAUUCAUGUAGACAGCAAUUCAGCUGAAUCAGAUGAUAUAUUCUUCUAUAGACCACACCAGAAUCAACUUUUCUAUCUCUUUCAUUUUCUUC
Molecule: messenger RNA, 1696 nt
Organism: Fragaria vesca subsp. vesca
Lineage: Eukaryota; Viridiplantae; Streptophyta; Magnoliopsida; Rosales; Rosaceae
Product: probable serine/threonine-protein kinase Cx32, chloroplastic-like
Exons: 6
Coding region: 205-1434 (409 amino acids)
Biological process (GO): protein phosphorylation
Molecular function (GO): protein kinase activity; ATP binding
Source: RefSeq, a predicted model, not a curated record